GGCAGCUUCUGACGUCAGGGCGGGGCAGCGUGCGCACGCAACAACCGCGAAAAUUAAAAAUAACAACAAUAAGUACUGGAUAUUUUUCGUUUGAGUUGCUAAUUUAGACGUAGCCGAAUUAACAAGGAAAAAGGUGGAGAAACAUGGAGGGAGCGUCGACGAGAGGUGUUUUGAGCCACCUGAGUCUGCUGGAAGUUCAGGCCCGCAGCCGGGGGAGUCAGGUCCCACAGCAGCCGAGUCGAGUGAAGGAGCUAAAGGCUAAAGUUGAAGCGUUGACCUCGCAGAGAGAUCAGCUGAAGGCAGAGCUGCAGAUACACAAGAAGCUCCAGAAACUGAGAGCACCUGUAGACAAACAGCGAGUAGAUGGAGAAGACGAGGAAAUGGACGUAGACUCGGAGAGCUCAGAGUUGUUCCACCUGAUGGCCAGACACUCUGAGCUGAUGGAUCUUCUUCAUGCUCACAACCUCAUUGGUGGGUAUGACGCCAUCACAACAAACAGAGGGAAAAGCAUGUGCUUCUCUCUGGCGACCCAGUACGAGGGUGUAUAUUUGGACACCUACAACCUGGAGCUCAACCUGAAGCCAAACGUUAGGAUCAGCCGCCACAACAUCCCGCCUUUCAUUCCUCUGAACAGCCUGGCUGAGCAGAGCGACUUGCAAACCGACGUCAGGGCUUUUCUGGCCACAGUCAGCCAGCAUCUUAAUGCGUUUGCAGGCCGCAGGCAGCAGCUGAAGCUUGUGAAGGAGCAACACAAGUCCGUUGAAGUGAUGGAAAGCAAUCUGUUGUGUUCGAUACUGGUGCUGAUGUUCACUGUGCCCAAGAAGACACCCUUGCUCUGCACGUUGGAGUACACUGACCACACCAGGUGUCUUCCUACUCAAGUCCACCUGAACUGCGAAGACGAACUGCUUCCCGACUCUCCGAAGUGGAAGAAAAACUGCAGCCUACUGAUGGAGGUUCCUGUGCACAGAGCUUUAACGGCCAUAAAGAAAGCUAGCGAUAUUAUUUAAUUUGUUCUCCAGUAUGUAAAUGAUUACUGUUUGAUGUACGUAAUACAGGAGUUUGCUCAAAAGGUCGGUUUUGUGUAAAAUUGACUUUUUUUAACCUUACAGCAUGUCACAAUGUUUUUCCCUCAUCAGAAACUCGGUCGCGCUGACCUCCGUGAUCUGAAUUUUACCGUUAACAAUCGGUAAAAUUAGUUUCUGGCGUGGAAGCGUUCUGCAGGUGCAGCUGUGCUGUUUGUGCAACGUUUAUAGUUUAUUCUGGAGCUGCAGCGCCCCCUUCUGGUUCUAGACUCUUAUCUCAAUUCUCCCUUCAGCACAAGUCAACUAUAUAAUUGUUCCAUCAUCUCCAAGAACUGAAAGAGGAAAACUGUUUCCAAAUUUUCCUAGUUUUACUUUUCUUAAAUGUUUUCUUUCUUGAUUGUGUGCAGUUUUCAUAAAACAGUUUAACAAGCAAAUCUGCUGCCAGAUUUGCAAGCACUUUGGCGGUUCAAUAGCCCAUUGAUAGUGGGCAUGUGCUGUCCACCUCUUAUAAUGGUGACAUUAUACUGUAUGUUUGGGAAGAAAUUAACACAUCCAGUAACUAAAUACACAGAAUUUUGUUUUUCCAGAUUAACACAUGGAUUGAGCAUAAAUACAUGAAUCACAUUAGUCCAUGAAACGUGUAUGAUUAUGUCAAGAACAAACAAAGCUGGGGCGCCAUCCAUUUAUUGUUUAUGCCAACUUAAUCCUUGUCCCUAAAGAUUGUCUAAAAGGUUUAUUUGAUUUCAGGUUGAAAAAAUUAGCACAAGGAAAUGUUUUGAUUUAUUGAUAUUGGCAUGCUCUGAAAGUGAAAAUAAUAAAUGGUACAUAAUAUA
Molecule: messenger RNA, 1858 nt
Organism: Xiphophorus couchianus (Monterrey platyfish)
Lineage: Eukaryota; Metazoa; Chordata; Actinopteri; Cyprinodontiformes; Poeciliidae
Gene: cenpo
Product: centromere protein O
Exons: 6
Coding region: 144-1010 (288 amino acids)
Cellular component (GO): Mis6-Sim4 complex; kinetochore
Source: RefSeq, a predicted model, not a curated record